CAAGCUGAUGUAUAAAUGAGAUGGUAGAAGAUGGAGGAUGCUGAGCAAGUUUUAUACGCGGGGCGGGUGAAGGACGAGGAGGGCAAGUUCGAUGAAGCCUUCAGUCUCUACCAGCAGGGCCUGGAGAAACUAAUGGAGAAACUCAAACAACCGACAUCAUCAGAGAAGAAAGAUCACUACAAGAAUUUACUGAGUACGUACCUCUCCCGAGCAGAGGUUAUCAAGAAAAAGAAAAGUAGAGCAAGUGUACCACAAGUACAAGAGAUAAGGAUAGCUAACGACGAAACUGGUUGGUCAUUCGCCAAGUUGUUCACCAAACCCCUCGCAGACUCUCCCACUCACAUCAGAAUACAAGACCCCUACCUCCACGCUAGACAUCAGCUUUCUAACCUGGUCUCGGUAUGCGAGGUAUUUGCACGUGUCAGAUCUGUGUCUCAUAUCAGGAUUAUUACCCGCACCGCUCCUCCGGGCGACCAAAGGACCCAGCAGCAGAAGUGUAUGAGAGAUUUGGGGGACAGUUUAGAAGAGAGACAAGUAACACUGGUCACCAACUACUCUGAAACGCUUCAUGAUAGGGAGAUAAGGUUUAAGAAUGACAACCAUGUAGUGUGGGUUGCUAUCCUGGGUCGCGGUCUGGACAUGUACAAGAAGUUACCAAGCUGGUUCCAUCUUGGCGCUACAGACUACACUUUUAGGAAAUGUCACGAGGUCACUGUGACCCUGACUAGAGGAUAGUGGAAUGUGGUCACUGUGACCCUGACUAGAGGAUAGUGGAAUGUGGUCACUGUGACCCUGACUAGAGGAUAGUGGAAUGUGGUCACUGUGACCCUGACUAGAGGAUAGUGGAAUGUGGUCACUGUGACCCUGACUAGAGGAUAGUGGAAUGUGGUCACUGUGACCCUGACUAGAGGAUAGUGGAAUGUGGUCACUGUGACCCUGACUAGAGGAUAGUGGAAUGUGGUCACUGUGACCCUGACUAGAGGAUAGUGGAAUGUGGUCACUGUGACCCUGACUAGAGGAUAGUGGAAUGUGGUCACUGUGACCCUGACUAGAGGAUAGUGGAAUGUGGUCACUGUGACCCUGACUAGAGGAUAGUGGAAUGUGGUCACUGUGACCCUGACUAGAGGAUAGUGGAAUGUGGUUAGGGAUCAGAGGGGUUGUUAUUUAUAGCAUGUCGGCAGCUCAGAAUGGAUUUAGCGGUCAGGAGGAAGCUUACUGGAUAUGCAUUCUUGCUUCGAUGGAAAUUUGGUGCAACUCAUAGACUUUAGCUAUUAAAUAAAAAGUAUAAAAUUUAAUAUAUUUAUACAUUUUUCAGACCUUAAUUACAAGGACAUGAUCUUUAGAGAUGAUGCUUAAUGUUUUAAUUUCAUUUUUUUAUUUUAACGAAUUCGUCUCCUGACAAUAAUCUCCCUUAACAACGAAUCAACCUUGACGUCAUUAAGUAACUAAACCUGAGCGUAAAGAGUUUAUAAUCCUCGGUAUCCCAUGCAUGUAGCCAUGGGUUUGGGACUUUGGGUGUUAAUGAUUUUCUCAUGAUUUUUCUCAAUGAUUUCUCUAAUCUAAUAACAUUAUUACCAGAAAUACUAUAUUUGUAGUUUGUACAGUUAAUGUAUUCGUAUUUUGUAAAUAGUCAAUUAUUUUGAUUCCUAAGGGAAGUCGUAAU
Bolinopsis microptera is the source of this 1663-nucleotide messenger RNA. RefSeq names its product MIT domain-containing protein 1-like. The transcript is spliced from 6 exons. Lineage: Eukaryota; Metazoa; Ctenophora; Tentaculata; Lobata; Bolinopsidae. The record is from RefSeq and is a predicted model, not a curated record. Bases 31 to 735 code for a protein of 234 amino acids.